CUGGCACGCAGCCGUGUACCAGAAUUGUCAGUCGUCUGGCUCUUCCAUAACCCUCAAGGCAACUCCCUAAAAAUGUCGACCUUCUCGUCUACUCCCGUCGUCAUUGACGGCAAGGGCCACCUCCUCGGUCGCCUUGCCUCGAUCCUCGCCAAGCAGAUCCUCUCGGGCCAGAAGGUCUCGGUCGUCCGCUGCGAGGAGAUCAACGUCUCGGGCUCGUUCUUCCGCAACAAGCUCAAGUACCACGCUUACCUCCACAAGCGCCACAUUGUCAACCCCAAGAAGUCGGGUCCCUUCCACCACCGCGCUCCUUCCCGCAUCCUCUACAAGGCUGUCCGCGGCAUGGUCCCCCACAAGACCCCCCGUGGUGCCGCUGCCCUCCGCCGUCUUGAGCUCUUCGAGGGUGUCCCCCCCGCCCAGGACAAGGUCAAGAAGGUUGUUGUCCCCGCUGCCCUCCGCGUCCUCCGCCUCAAGCCCGGCCGCAAGUACGCCACCCUCAAGCGCAUCUCUCACGAGGUCGGCUGGGGCUACAAGGACGUUGUCGACCGCCUCGAGGAGAAGAGGAAGGUCAAGGGCCAGGCCUACUUCGAGCGCCAGCAGGCCGCUCGCAAGCUCCGCGCCAAGGCCGCCGCCUCGGUCCCCGAGAACGCUCUCCUCGCCAAGUUCGGCUACUAAGCGCUUUAUGGGCGUGUUAGUUUAGACGGACGGGGUCAUUGCGGGAGCGACGACGUUUGGGAUACCGGUAUUGGGUUACCAUGCACUGAGAUUCAAAAACACACCGCAUCCAUGGUGCCGCAGUAGUUGGUAUUCUGACGAUGUACUUUUGCCAUCA
Messenger RNA from Vanrija pseudolonga, 829 nucleotides. RefSeq names its product 60S ribosomal protein L16 (gene crp-46). The coding region runs from base 73 to 672 and encodes 199 amino acids. The record is from RefSeq and is a predicted model, not a curated record. The transcript is spliced from 4 exons. Gene Ontology annotation, molecular function: structural constituent of ribosome; mRNA binding. Gene Ontology annotation, cellular component: cytosolic large ribosomal subunit; ribosome. Lineage: Eukaryota; Fungi; Basidiomycota; Tremellomycetes; Trichosporonales; Trichosporonaceae. Gene Ontology annotation, biological process: translation; negative regulation of translation.